This is a messenger RNA of Juglans microcarpa x Juglans regia, 3166 nucleotides long. Its product is annotated as leucine-rich repeat receptor-like serine/threonine-protein kinase BAM1. The transcript is spliced from 4 exons. The coding region runs from base 78 to 2855 and encodes 925 amino acids. Lineage: Eukaryota; Viridiplantae; Streptophyta; Magnoliopsida; Fagales; Juglandaceae. Gene Ontology annotation, molecular function: protein binding. The record is from RefSeq and is a predicted model, not a curated record.
UCUUUCUCAAUCCCUCUCCAUAUCUCUUCUUCAUUACCUCUCUAAACCAAAUCAAGAAAUUAAAGAAAAACACAAAUAUGCAACUCCUCCUUUCGCUUCUGAUUAUGUUCGUCCUCCAUGUCCAUCCAACCCUCUCCGGCAGAUAUCUCCUCCCGGAAUACAGAGCCCUCCUCUCCAUCAAGUCCUCCAUCACUCACGACCCACAAUCAGCUCUUUCUACGUGGAACGCCUCCACUAGCCACUGCACCUGGUCGGGUAUUACAUGCCACCCUUCCCGUCGUCGCGUGACAAUCCUCGACCUCUCAGACCUUCGUCUCUCUGGUACUCUCUCCCCAGACCUGGCUCAUCUCCGUUUCCUCUCCAACCUCUCCGUCGCCUCCAAUCAACUCUCCGGGGCCAUCCCCGUCGAGCUCUCUUCCCUCUUCGCCCUCCGUGUCCUCAAUCUCUCCGACAAUCGCUUCAACGGCAUCUUCCCCUCCCAGCUCUCCCUCCUCAAGAACCUUCAGGUUUUGGAUCUCUACGACAACGACAUGACCGGUGACUUGCCCUUGGCCGUCACUCAAAUGCCCAACUUACGCCAUUUGCAUCUCGGCCGUAACUUCUUCUCGGGUGGGAUCCCGUCCCAGUACGGGCAAUGGGAGUUCCUGGAAUACUUGGCGGUAUCCGGUAACAUGCUCCAAGGUCCUAUACCGCAGGAGAUAGGAAACUUGACCAACCUCAGGGAGCUCUACAUUGGACAGUACACCAAUAUGUACGAAGGUGGCAUACCCUCGGAGAUCGGGAACCUAUUGGAACUAGUUAUUUUCGAAGCCAGAGACUGUAACUUAUCCGGCGAGAUACCACCGGAGAUCGGGAACUUGGUGAGCUUGAAAUCCUUGGACUUGUCGUAUAAUGUUUUUACAGGCGAGAUUCCUGAGUCUAUUGGCGACAUGCCGGAACUGGAGGAGUUGAGGUUGUGGGAGAACAACUUUACCGGGAUCAUUCCUCAGAGGCUGGGAAAGAAUGGGAAGCUUCAGCUUCUUUAUCUUUCAUGGAAUAAACUGACUGGUACUCUGCCUCCUGAUAUGUGUUUUGGGAAUCGGCUUGAGACUCUGAAUACUGAGGAAAAUUUAUUGGUCGGUCCAAUCCCGGACUCACUCGGGAGGUGCGAGUCGCUGUCUGAGAUACGAAUGGAGCACAACUUUCUCAACGGUUCAAUGCCAAGAGACCUCUUCGGUUUGCCCAAUCUCACCCACGUGACGCUGCAGAAUAACCGUUUGACUGGGAAGUUUCCCAUUUCCUCGAGAAACAAUUCUAAAUUGUUUACACUAGAUAUUUCUGACAACAAGAUUCAUGGGGAGCUACCUAGUUGGAUCUGGAGACUUCCCAAUCUUAAAGCUUUGAAUCUUUCUCAUAAUUGUCUAGAGACUCUAGAUGUCAAUUUAAAUUCUCCCAACACUUCCCGAUCCUCGUUGAGCACCUUAGACCUUCACUCCAACCAGCUCCAAGGGCAGCUUUCAACUCUCCCACUGGAAUUUGGAGUAAGUUCAACUCUCCCACCGUCCGCUUACACUCGUCUGCCUGCCACCUCUGUUUUCUUAUCUAGGAAUAAAUUUGACGGGUCAAUUCCUACGUCACUGUGCAACAAUGCCGAUCUUCGUGCUCUAGAUUUGUCCCAUAAUCACUUGACUGGCACGAUUCCCCAAUGCUUAAUUGAAAAGAGUACAAGACUAACGGUAAUGGAUUUAGGGGGAAACAAUCUUAUUGGCGUAAUUCCUGAUUCCUUUCCAGACAAUUGUAAUUUACAAGCUUUGCUUAUGAAUGGAAAUCGACUAGAAGGAGAGCUACCAAAAUCCCUGGCCAAGUGCAAUACAACGUUGGAGGUUUUGGACGUCAGCAACAACCACAUUCAGGAUACCUUCCCAUGUUAUUUGAAGAACAUAUACACAUUGAGAGUCCUUAUUUUGCGAUCUAACCAAUUUUAUGGAUCUAUUAAUUGUCUAGGCGCUAAUUCCACGUGGUCCAACCUUCAAAUUUUAGACUUGGCCUCAAACCAUUUUGUUGGUAAGUUUCCAAUACGUUACUUUUCUAGCUGGAAGGCAAUGAUUGAAACUGAAAAUAAGACUGGAGAUCCCGAAGAUAUAGGGGCAAAUCUCUAUGACGGCUAUCAAAUGACAGUAAGAGUUACAUUAAAAGAUCAAGAAUUGGAGUUGGAGAAGGUCCUAACUAUCUACACCUCACUUGACCUGUCGUGCAACAGUUUUGAUGGACAUAUACCUGCAGAAAUAGGAGAAUUCAAAGCCCUAUAUGCCCUCAACUUAUCUCACAAUGCUUUUACAGGUAAAAUCCCACAAGCUUUAGGAAAGUUGAGUCAGCUUGAGUCACUAGACUUGUCGAGCAACAAACUCAUUGGAGAGAUUCCUCUCCAACUUGCAGACGGUCUUAUUUUCCUGUCAACCCUUAACCUUUCCUUCAAUCAAUUGGUGGGAAAGAUUCCACAGAUCAAGCAAUUUACUACAUUUACAGAAAGUUCAUUUGAAGGAAAUAUACGAUUAUGUGACUUUCCUAUGAAAGAAAAAUGCAUACAUGAAGAAUUGGGACCGUCACCUCCUCCAUCUGAAGAACCUCAUUCGUAUUCUGGGAAUUCAAUUGAUUGGGACUUCUUAAGUGCUGAAUUGGGAUUUGUUUUCGGCUUUGGGAUUUAUAUUGGACCUCUUAUAUUUUGGAAGAGGUGGAGGAAACGCUACUAUAAACAUGUCGAUGACAUUGUUUUUAAGAUGUUCCCUCGGGCAUACAUAAGAAUAGAGAAUCAUCGAAGGCGAGCACACAGGAAUCAAGGACGACAAGCACGAAGGAAUCAAGGUAGGAGGGAUUAGUGAUAGAUACAAGGAGCAAUGCUAGUCAAUGAUGUCAGGCUACACAACUUGAACUCAUGGAUAGAUCAUUGCAAAGUUGUUCUGGGAAGUCCUAAUUGAGAAGUACUACGUACUAAAAUAAGAUAUAUGAGGAAGCAAUAUGGCCUCGAUCGUCAUGGGAAUGAAGCCAUAAUUAGAUGGUUAACUUGUGGGGUAGAAAGUAAUAUGAGAAAUUACAUUUGUAUAUGUAUUUCUAAUAGUAUUGGCAUUACUUUAUGUAAGAAUUUAGUCAAAUUUAGCAAAAUAUGUGAAACCACUACUGUUUCUGGUUU